Fusarium keratoplasticum is the source of this 1506-nucleotide messenger RNA. RefSeq lists its product as uncharacterized. NCBI's taxonomy places the organism in Eukaryota, Fungi, Ascomycota, Sordariomycetes, Hypocreales, Nectriaceae. The transcript has a single exon. Gene Ontology annotation, molecular function: protein binding. The record is from RefSeq and is a predicted model, not a curated record. The coding region runs from base 1 to 1506 and encodes 501 amino acids.
AUGUCGUCCUCCAACCCCCGCGAUCCCCGCGAUCAGAACGAGCCUGUCGACGACUUGGAGAUGCUCGCCGCUGACGACGCCGCCGAGGAGAUCCCCGAAGACGAUGACCUCGCCAUGGACUCGGACAACGAGGAGCUUCUCCUGCAGAACGACUCCAUCGGCUACUUCGACCUCCCCCAAGACUCGCUCUUCGCCAUCGCCCAGCACCCCAUCUACCCCUCCAUCAUUGCCGUCGGCGGUUCGGCUGGCCAAGAAGACGAUGCUCCCGGUGCCGGUUGGGUCUUUGAUAACUCUGCUGCUCAGGCGCGACCUCCUCUGCCUGCCAGCUACUCCAGCGACCCCAGCGCUGCCGCCAGCAAGACUACUCAGCUCGACUCCCUAUUUAGCAUCGAUGGUCAUUCCGAUUCAGUGAAUGCGCUCGCCUGGACGCUCCCCAAGGGUGAUGUUCUCGUCAGUGGUGGUCUCGAUGGCAGGAUACGCGCAUGGAAGGCGACUGUUGGAGCCGACGCCUCGCUGAAGAUGGACUUCCUGGGUGAAGCGCAAGAGGUGCCCGAGGUGAACUGGCUUGUGCCGUGCCCCUCGUCUACAAACCCCAACACCAUUGCCCUCGGCGCUUCAGAUGGCUCCGUUUGGGUCUACACCAUUGACGCCUCCGACAAGGCGAACCCCCUCCAGAUCGUUCAGUCCUACUUCCUUCACACUGGCUCUUGCACAGCCGGCGCCUGGACCCCUGAUGGUCAACUGUUGGCCACCAUCUCCGAAGAUGGUAGCUUUUAUGUCUGGGAUGUCUGGGGUGAAGCCGCUGCCAAGAACCUUGUUGGCGACAAUGGCAUGACUGCCGUGUCUCUGACUGCUGAGGAUCAGCGUUUUGAGGUUGAGGGCGGUCUCUACUCCCUCGCCAUUGAUCCCAAGGGUACAUUCGCUGCUGUUGGUGGUGCUACUGGUGCUAUCAAGAUUGUCUCUCUUCCUCGACUUGCUCCUGCUGGUGCGAAGCCUCAGGCCAAGGGUCGCGGAGGAAAGGCGGCCGGCGCAUCGUCAUCUACUGCCGGUGGACAGAUCCUCGCCGCUCUCCACACUCAGUCCGAGAGUAUCGAGUCGCUCGCAGUCGUCACCACUCCCAACACUCCCCCCAGCACACUCCUCGCUGCCGGCUCCGUCGACGGCUCCAUUGUCGUGUACGACGCAACCCGCCGUUUCGCCGUCCGUCGCCACAUCGCGGGCGCCCACGAGGAGCACUCGGUCGUCAAGCUCGAGUUCAUCCCCAACUCAUGGCAGCUCACCAGCUGCGGUAUGGACGGCGUAGUGCGCCGGUGGGAUCUCCGUGGCGCUGGCGCGACGAACCCCAACGCUGCUGCCACCGCUGCAGAGGCUGGUCUUCAGAAGGAGUGGAAGGGCCACCGAGGUGACGGCGAGGGCGGUGGUGUCCUAGGCUUCGUGCAGGGUGAAACCGGUGCCAGGAUCGUAACAGCUGGUGAUGAUGGUGUGUCCUUGGUUUUCGAAGCGUAA